CCGAGGCAGGCGACAGGCGACAGGCGAAGAUGGAGAACGCUGCGCCACAGCUGCACAAGCAGGCGGAAGCCCGUGCACCUUGCGCGACUGACUAUGACGAUGAUGUCGUGGACGCCUUUGAUGCUCGGGAGGUGUUUGACCUCAUUCGAGACAUCAACGACCCAGAACACCCACACACCUUGGAGGAGCUCAACGUCGUUCAAAUGAACCAGAUUGACGUGGACGACACCGGCAACGCUGUGCGUGUGCAAUUUACACCGACCAUCCCCCAUUGCAGCAUGGCAACGCUGAUUGGCCUGUGCAUUCGUGUGCGCUUGCUUCGUUCGUUGCCACGUCGCUUCAAAGUGGACGUGGAAAUCUUCCCUGGCUCACACGUAUCGCGUGACCAAGUGAACAAGCAGUUGAGUGACAAGGAACGCGUUGCGGCGGCGUUGGAAAACCCAAACCUGCUUCAAGUCGUGAACCAGUGCCUCUCUCAUUGAUGUGCGCAUGCUCCCUCAUAAUUGACACUCCCCUUCCCCCCCCCCCUUCUUACUGCUGU
Messenger RNA from Salpingoeca rosetta, 541 nucleotides. RefSeq lists its product as uncharacterized. Lineage: Eukaryota; Choanoflagellata; Craspedida; Salpingoecidae. Gene Ontology annotation, cellular component: cytosolic [4Fe-4S] assembly targeting complex. The transcript has 3 exons. The coding region runs from base 30 to 482 and encodes 150 amino acids. Gene Ontology annotation, biological process: iron-sulfur cluster assembly. The record is from RefSeq and is a predicted model, not a curated record.